Alternaria hordeiaustralica is the source of this 4680-nucleotide messenger RNA. RefSeq lists its product as uncharacterized. The record is from RefSeq and is a predicted model, not a curated record. Bases 1 to 4680 code for a protein of 1559 amino acids. Gene Ontology annotation, molecular function: guanyl-nucleotide exchange factor activity; protein binding. NCBI's taxonomy places the organism in Eukaryota, Fungi, Ascomycota, Dothideomycetes, Pleosporales, Pleosporaceae. The transcript is spliced from 5 exons.
AUGGCCUGGCAGUCGCCCUCGGCCAUGAACGGCGGCGGUGCCAACGGAGGGGGUGACGGCAAUGCGCCCGCCGGCACAGAGUACACAUUGCAGGGUGUGAUGCGAUUUCUACAGCUGGAAUGGCACAACCACGAGCGUGCACGGAAUGCCUGGGACAUCGAGCGCGCCGAGAUGAAGGCCAAGAUUGCAAAACAGGAGGGCGAGGUGCGGAGUGCGAAGAAGCUCAACGACCAGCUGAACAAGCACAUUCGCAUGCUGGAACAGGCCCUCACCAACGAGAGGAAGAAGAAGAGCGAGGCAGCAGGAGGUGACGCCGAGGCCACAACAGACGACAAGAAUGACCCCAAGGGCAAGAAGAGUGGCAGGAACUCGACGAAGCCUCAAAACAAGAAACACAACUCCUUCCUCGACGUUGACUCGGAGUUCCUCGACCGUGCAGAGGCCGACCGCGAGAAUCUACGAGAGAAGUCGAAGCUCUACCUCACGAAAUGCGUCGAAGAGAUCACGUACCUCCUUACACCACCCCCGCAAGCCCCGCAACAACAGCAGAACAUGCAGCCGCUCGCAAACGGCAACGGCUACAUGAACCAUGGCGAGGCCUCGAUGGAAGAUAUCUACCUCCAACAACAUCGCCAGAGGCUGCAGUCGCAACUCCCAACCAUGCCAGGCACAUCGAUGCCUACCCACCAGCCUCCCAACGUACCAGUCCCCUCCGAACUACAGAGCUUGGCCAACCAGCACCAAAUCCACCACGCACCGCAGAUGGCACGAGAGCCUUCACAGCAACAACCACUUCCGUCCAACGCUGCCAUGGCUCAGGAGCUUCUCGCUGGACAUCAACGCCAGGUCCAGAACCAGCAGCACUUCUCCUCGGUGCCCGAAGAGCAGGUUGAAAAGGUCACUCAUGCUUUCGACAACGAAGGCCGUCAAAUACCGAUACGUGGAGAUGACGCCUCGGAUGCAAGCCAGGCUGCCAACCAAGACAAGGAUACAGAUGACUGGAUCUUCGACCCGGCAUCGGAAACAGCUCAGGAUGGCCCACCAAGGCGGCCUGACACCGAGGAGUUUCCAUCAGCGGAUAGCAUCCCAGCAAAAUCACCACCACGACCAGUCAAGAGGGCCAGCAAAGACCAUGUUAGGCGAUUGAGCAACGACCAGAAAGCACAGCAAGCCGUAGCUCAGUCAGCAGCAAAGAACGACCCGCAAAGUUUCAAAGUUCGAUUCGCACUCCGCGGUCACCUUGAUGUAGUGCGGUCCGUCAUUUUCACCGGGGGCGGCAGUCCUAGUGAACCCGAGAUCUGUACCGCAGGAGACGAUGGCAUGAUCAAGAGAUGGAUGAUCCCCGCAAGUUACGCAAACCAGCACAGCAUGAACAAUGAUCUCGACAUCCAGCCGUUCUGGUCACAUCGAGGACAUGAAGGCACUGUGACAUCAUUGGCAGCCUGCCCCGCUUCUGCUCAUUUCGCUACGGGCGGAAGAGUCUCUGGCGAUGGCUGGAUAUUCUCUGGUGGUCAAGACGCUACGAUCCGCGUAUGGGAACGAGGCCGAGUCGAUCCCAAGGCCACCCUGGAAGGGCACACAGAUGCUGUCUGGACUGUAUGCGUUCUUCCGACCAACUGUGCUAAUCUCUUUGGCGCGGAUAGUAGCAAGUAUGGAGGACCGGACCGCGUCAUACUUGCUUCUGGGUCUGCUGACGGCACUAUAAAAAUCUGGGCUGUAAGUGCACCGCCUCAGCUGGUCUCACCGCAGACGGGAUCUCGACGUGGUGUUGGUGGUAGCCGAAGACAUUCCGUCACAUCUGGCUCGCAUCACCCAUCCUCACCGCAGCCCAGCAUUGCUACUACGACACCAUUCCAUCACACGUUGAUACAUACUAUCGAGCGCGACACGCAUCCUUCACCUACUUGUAUCAGCCCGCUGUCACCCACUGGAGAGAACUUUGUUGUCUCAUUCUCCGACGCAUCUAUAUUGGUGUACGACACGAGGACCGGUGAGGAAUUGAUUGGUAUGGCUAGCAAUGAGUCAUAUGACGGCACUCCAGCGACUGGUAUUACAUCAGUCGUGACAAGUUCCCAAUACCUUGAAGGCUCGUCACAAGAGGCGGGUCGCGGUGGUCCUGACGAGGAAGGUAUACACGGCCCGACGGGAUCUGCCAAUGGCGGUCUCGAAGGGGUUGUAAUCAGUGGGCACGAAGACCAUCUCAUCAGGUUCUUCGAUGCCAACUCAGGACAAUGUACAUACAGUAUGCUUGCACACCCUGCAGCUAUUUCUUCGUUGUCGCUCAGCAAAGACGGCCGGGAAGCCGUCUCCGCUGGCCACGACGCUUCCAUUCGUUUUUGGUCCCUUGACAAGCGCAUCUGCACACAGGAGAUCACCGCGCAUCGUAUCAUGCGUGGCGAAGGUGUGUGCAGCGUAGUUUGGAGUCAGGACGGUCGCCUUGUCGUCUCAGCAGGUGGCGACGGCAUAGUGAAGCUCGUCGCGCUGCCCCAGAGCAUCCAGUCUGCAAAAGAACUUUACGACUUGCGCCUCAAGUACAAAGAUGCCUCGGUUCUCAUUACCGCGAUAUACUCCGAGUCCAUGGUCAUUGCGGCGUCUCUGUCGCAAGUCCAAAGCCUCCUCCAACAUGACGCGCUACGGGAGAAGCCCCAGCUGCUCGAGACCUUCGAUCGUGCGCUUACGGGAUGUCGAGUCGUAUACGGGUGCCUAGAAGAGGAGGUACGGGACUUGAGAGUGAAGGCGGAGAACGACAACCUGAAGUUCAAAGACAAAGCGAAGUUUGUGUUCAAGGAAGAGACCUUCAAAGAGCUGCUCACCCAGAUCCGUGGCCAGCAGUCAGCGCUCAGUUUGCUGAUACAAGGAUUGCAGAUGGAGUCAAUUGCGGAUAUCAAGAAGCUGGUUGAGGAUAACAGUGUGACACUCGAUCAGGUUGUAAAGCGGUCGAGGACUCUAAGGCAGUCGCACCCGAGACUGAAGGUACCGGAGUCGUUGUUUGAUCAGAAGAGUCUGAACGACAGCGAGGCCGAUGUAGAGUCCAUCGCGAAAGCUACGGAGUUCACGUUCGAUGAUGAGGUCGUCAACUCGAAAGCGUAUCGUAGGGCUAUGGCAAUGGCCAUGUCUACUUCACGCCACGAGAUCGAUGCGUCUGAGGAAACAGGAACUGGGGUACCAGAAGACAGUUCGAUCGCUCUCGAGACGACGCCUCCCAGUGUACUGAAGUCGGAAACAGAGAGAGGACCAUCCCCUCAGGCCACAACGACAAAUGAACACGCAGAUUUGUUCGAUACCCUUGAGCGCGACAUACUCUCCUUUAUGCCGCAAACCUCAUCCACGACACUUUGCUUGACUCCCAACCACACAGGGCCUAAGAGCCCCUCUUCGCUACCGAAUGAUCCUUAUGGCUCAUUGACUCCGGCGCCACUGCGAUCGUUUAGUGGAGACAGCGGAACGGGAGUUCCAGAAGCUGCGCCUCCGUUGCCUCCUCGCCGCCCAAGUGAGCAGCAUGUCGCAACGCCCCAGAUGCGCUCAGUAUCUUCUGAUGAUAGCAUGUUUUCCUCCAUCGCACCAUCGAUUUUAUCAAAAGCGUCCACGGGAUCGUCUUACACCGUGUACGAAACUCCACCGUUAAGCCCCAAUUCGACCGGCAUACCUUCGCGAAAGCCCCUGCCCUUAAUGCAUAAGCCAUCUUACAACGCUCAAGGUAACACCACGCGUGGUAUGGACGAAGUUGCAGCAGCUGGGGCAUCGUUGCCCUUGUACAAUGUCGAAAUGCACAGUAUCUGGAUGUCGCUGGCCGAAGCCGAGAGGAAGUUUAUUGACCGCAUAAUGAGACUGAAGCGAAUGUUCUACGAUAACAUCAUAAAGCAAUGGCCAGUCCUUGAGAAGCAUAUGGAUGCUAUCCUUAUCGGCGAGCAACUUGCGACACUUCAUCAGCAGUAUCUGCUCCAGGCGAUGGACCGUGAUCUCGCUGGCAGUACUAACGCCCUCUGCAAUCCAUACAUGAUUGAUAUUUGGGCAGACAAGAGUCAACAACUGUAUCGAGAAUACUGCCGCAAGAUGCCGCAUGCGGCCUCCUCACUACGAACGACACAGAACUUGGACCCGAAGUUUACACCUUUUGUCAACACACUUGGUCUGAGUAUCGCUUACUUCGGCAAGAGCUGGCAAGACUAUCUGGAGCUUCCCCAGGUACAGAUGCAGAGUUACAUCGACAGUCUGCAGAGGCUUGUCAGCAUCGCGGACUCCCUCAAUGACCCGACAGCAAACCAGGAGGCUAUGCGUUUACGACGUGCUCUACAGGCCGUCACUUGGCUGAAAACAUCCAUCACAACCUUACUAGAUGAAGCUCAGGCUCGUGAAGAUGUGCAGAAUCUUCAGAGGCGUAUCCGAACAGAUGCGCUUACAUUUGCGCAACUGCGUCUGCACGAGCCGGCCCGUCGCGUCAUUCACCAAGGCGGUAUGGCAAUGAAGUUCAAGAGCCAGGGACCUUGGGUUCCAGUACACGCCAUGUUGCUCGACAACUACUUCAUAUGGGGUAAAGCUAAGAAGAGCAAAGGGGAUGAGGUUCUCAUAACGGACCCACCUAUCGCGGUCGCCGACAUGGAUCUGUCCCUUCCCACAGACGCAUACCAGUUUCAGAAGGCUACCAUGCUCGACCAGAUAGCAAGGGGCUCAGUCGUGUAA